AACAAAACGGUACCCGAGCAAACCUUGCCAUUUUCGCUCGUAAACAAAUUCCAUCUGCACAUGAUAUUUUCUUAUCACGGAGCUAUUCGUUUGUCGCGGUUGGCUCCGAGCGGUUGUGGUUUAGCGCAAUAGAUUGAAUUCGACCUUGCGGCUGUGUGACCUCGGGUGUUGUUGCUCGCGUGCAUAGUGUUCGGAAAGAAGAAAAGCAUCCGUAAAAAAUGUUGAAUUUCUUGUCAGUGAAAAAGCCAUCUAAAGCUGGUCCGCUCCAGGGAUACAAGAUUACCAAUGUUGAGCGAAGCAAAAAGUACGGUGUGGCCGCUGAUUCGCUUCGGAUGCUGAAAACGAAAGCUUCCGAAAAAUUCAAGUUAAAGCACUGCCGCGUUUAUUUGGCACAGGAUGGUGUCGAAGUGCUGGAUGAGGACUAUUUCCACACACUUCCUGCACAGAUACUGUUUGUGGUGGCAGAACGGGACACAAUCGUAAAAACUGAUUUCGAGCUAAUGUACGAUGCAAUUAAAUCCUCACAUAGCGAGUUGCUGCAGGCCGGCACUCUUGCUAAGGAGUUUGUGGGCAACAAUCAGAGCGAGAUCGCUAGACUGCUGCAAGACGCACGUCGCUCGCAGGAUGAGCAGACAGCAAAAAGUCUACGCAGCGAGCACCAGGAGUGGUUUGAAGGAAUCGACGACAAGGCGGCUCAAACAAAGGAGUACGUGAUGCAACGCCGCGGACAGGAUCGAAUUAGAGGGUACUACUACAAAACUAAGGAUGAGCUAACUAAAUGUGGUCUCUACCGUAAGAACAUGAUGGCUAAAGAACUGAUCGACGAGAUGUUGGAGCUCUUUCGUCAACUGCUGAUUGGUUUUGAUUAUUUUAGCUGUAUAUUUGAUCGUAACCAUCCGCAACGUUUCGCGGAUAGUCGCAAUCAUCCAGACGAGGACGAGGUGGACGCUCAACGAAUAAUGCCGAAGCGCUUGAAGUUAGCAAUAAAAAAAUCCCUGGAGGAUGACGGUUAUACCAUCGACAAAUACAGAAAGGCACUCUGUAAUCGCACAGGCGAAUUUCGUUGUAUGGGAUUGUGGAAUGAAAAGCAAUGUAGAUACAAUGCACAUGUUAUUAAUCCAUAUGCUAGCCGGGAAAAUAUGAUUCUGUUUCAAGUUUGGAACCUGGAUCAUCAGGUCGAAAUCAGCCGUACUGUGCUUCCAUCGAUAGUGGAAAAUGUGGCGCGUGUUAUUACGAAUGAAGCCAAUGCAAUUUGCAAGAUUCAUAACCGGAGAGGCACAAAACUUUCUGUGAUAACGUAUUUUAUAGAGCUUUUUACGCUCGGGAACCUCAAACUGGUUCAUAUUGUAUGUCACGAUAAAAGUAUUCAUGAUAUGAUCUCAAAGGGAGCUAUAAUCUGCGACAAAUGUGCAGAGUUCAAGUAUAUUAAGGAGUUUCAAAGCAAAAUACGCUUCAAUAAAGACAAUUUAAUGUAA
Sabethes cyaneus is the source of this 1475-nucleotide messenger RNA. RefSeq names its product DNA fragmentation factor subunit beta (gene Drep4). Gene Ontology annotation, cellular component: cytoplasm; nucleus. The record is from RefSeq and is a predicted model, not a curated record. Gene Ontology annotation, molecular function: DNA endonuclease activity. Bases 219 to 1475 code for a protein of 418 amino acids. Gene Ontology annotation, biological process: apoptotic DNA fragmentation; apoptotic process. The transcript has 4 exons. NCBI's taxonomy places the organism in Eukaryota, Metazoa, Arthropoda, Insecta, Diptera, Culicidae.